ACUCGGUCAGUAGCUUCUCAGUGGCGGUCCGUGCCUGCCGAGAGCGCAAUGUGAAAUUAGUCAGCACCGCGCACGCCGGCCCCACACUCCACGCUCGCUCCACCUCCUCCGAUUGCCGCCCAGCCGGACCCCAGAAAGCGACUUCUCUCCCGAACCAUGGCCGGAAGCCAGGACUACGAUCGCCAGUACCUGCGCAGCAUGUCCGGCCUCUGCAAGGUGGCCUGUCUGCUGUGCAGCUUCGUCGGCUUCCUCUGCAUUGCCUGCGGACCGGUGCGGAUCAGCAACUUCCGCGGCAGCUUCUACCUGGUCGUCGUGUCGCUCGGAUUCGUAGCCACUUUGGUGCUGCUCCUCGCCCGGUACCUGCGCCUCUGGGAGCGCCAGUGCCGGCGGUGCGACCCGGUGCUCUGGUCCCUCGCCGUCCACUCCUCCCUGGCCCUGGGCUACUUCACGGCCUCCGGCCUGGUGCUGUCCCUGGACAUCGGGGCGUACACAGUGGGAGCGUUCUUCGGCCUGACCGUCUUCAGCCUCAACGGGCUGGAAGCCUACGCCAACUACCGACGCAGCCGCCAGAGGGACGUGGCCACCCAGACCAUAUAGCCGCCGCCCGACCGCCUCCCUCCAGGUGUGCAGCAGAGUCACAGUUAUGUUUGCGAGUGAGCGAGUGUGCGUGCGUGAGUGCGAGUAUCUGGGAGAGUGCGAGUAUCUGAUAGAGCGCGCUCCGGUCCAGUCAAGUGUGAAGCUAUGAAGAACGCAGCCCGAUGUUAUCUAAUUGUGCACAGUACUAUCCGGCGUAGUGGGUCAAGAGUUGAGGAGGAGAAGCUCGGAGAAGAAGACCAGCGGCAGAGGCAGAGGCAGAAGCCCAACAGCUCCAGAAGAUAAAAGCCAGUGGAGAAGCGGAGAGAAGCACUAGACGGAGAACGCUAGCAAAUGCCAAAGAGAUAAAUCUUAUUGUUCUGUUCCUCGGAUUCGGGCUCUCCCUCUCCUUCCUCCGAUAGCUGGUUAACAAAGCGUUAGUAUCUGAGAAUAUAUAUCUUUUUUUAGACUGUCUCUUGAGUAGUUUUCUAAGCGUGUCACUAAACAUUGUAAAUAAAAAAUAAAAAAUAAAAUAUAUAAUUUUAAUAAAAACUCA
Molecule: messenger RNA, 1129 nt
Organism: Drosophila ananassae
Lineage: Eukaryota; Metazoa; Arthropoda; Insecta; Diptera; Drosophilidae
Exons: 3
Coding region: 157-597 (146 amino acids)
Cellular component (GO): membrane
Source: RefSeq, a predicted model, not a curated record